This is a messenger RNA of Oryctolagus cuniculus (rabbit), 1993 nucleotides long. It is a transcript of the gene C1H11orf16, whose product is annotated as chromosome 1 C11orf16 homolog. NCBI's taxonomy places the organism in Eukaryota, Metazoa, Chordata, Mammalia, Lagomorpha, Leporidae. The record is from RefSeq and is a predicted model, not a curated record.
CGCACAUGCCCAGUGCCCUCGCUGGGCCCGCAGCGUUCUGGGCUGGCCUCGCAUCCACGGCAACCUGCUUGGCUGCGUGGAGUCAGUUGAGCUGAGGCCCAGGGCCCCAACGGUCAGCAGGGGCCUGAGACCCAGGGGGAGGCCAGGAGUUUGAGGCUGUGGGUGUUUCUUCAAACGCCAUGGACUCCGCCGGGCCAGGGGCGCCUUUACCCAAAUACUGCAGCGUGGCCACAGCCCUGAAGGCCCCCGGCUGGGACUGUGCUGCACCACCCUGGGAUCUCGCCUUGGCCUGCCCCUGGGCUCUCCGAGCGCCGUGGCUCAGCAGGCACAACCCCCUCUCAAGGUGUGCCUCCUAUCACUCGUGUAUCCACAUUGCUGACCCAGCAUGGCAGGGGUCGGGCUGGCUGGGAAGAGCUGGAGAUGCUGCUGAUACCCGGGUCUUGGCGAGGAGGGAACCAGAUGGUUUCUAUUACUGGGCUCAGAUAAAGGCUGCUCCAGAGCUGGAGCAGCAGGGGACUCUGCUUGUGGAAUUUGAAGUUCCCCUUGUCACAGGCCCAAAGCUGCCCGCCCCACAGCUGAGUGUGGUCUCGGAGGAAGAUGUCAUUCAGCUCCCACGAUCCGUGGACUACUCACUGAGAACUGGGGACAAGGUGCUGGCACCCUGGGAGCCAGACCGACAGCGCUACGGCCCUGGCACUGUUUUGCUGGGCUUGGAGAUGACUGACUCCAUGAGAGCAUCAGAGGAAGAAGAAAUCACUGUUCAUUUCUGGAAUGGCCUGACAGCUAAGGUGCCUCAAGGUGGGGUCCGGUGGGUGCCCCCAGCUGUCUGGAGGAAGGCUGUGGAGAGGCUGCACAAGCCUGUCCCCAGAGAGCACCUCCGGCCCCUCCUCUGGGCCCCAUGCUGCUCUCUGCUGGGGCCGGUCGCCGGAUGCAUCACCAGCGGGCUUCCUGCGGGCACGCAGUUCCUGUGCCCUCCCUGCCACCCCCGCGCCUGCUGCCCUCUGCUGUGCCAGGGCUGCCUCUGCUGCUCCCCCUUGGGUGGCCCCACCUGGUGGCCCGUAACCAGGACCUCCAAGGUCUCAGGUAGAGAGCUUGCUGAGUCCAAGCUGAAGUCCACAGGCCAGCUUUUGCCCCUGGAGGGUUCCACGGAGAAGGCGGCAGCAGUGCAGGCCCCGGUGGCUGUCUCUUCCUCCUCCUCUUCCUCCUCCUCCUCCACUGAAGAGGAAGAUCUGGACACUGAUCUGGACAGGGGCCUUCCCCAGACCCUGACGGUGAACCGCGCAGUCCACACAGAACCCGUCUUCGAGAAGUCUCGGAGGCAGGCUGCCCUUGGGCAGCCCGAGUGGAGGUACUGGAGGAGAAACGGACCCGAGCCGCGGCCCGGGAAGCCAGGAACAAGAUCUUGCACCAUCCGAAAGGAAGAGAAGGACACUAAGCAGGAGAAAGUGCCACCUGCAGUAAUGGGGACUGCCACGGAGCUGGCCCUGAGAGCCAGCAAUGUGAAGCUACCACAGACCCUGCCGGAGGAAGCUGGACGCCGAAGGCCGAGUACAGGAACAUAUCACAGGGACAAGAACUCGCCCUAGACAAAGCUCGGAGGAUCUAGGAAUAAAAAUAAUGAUGGUAAAUACUUGAGGAGGCACUACAGACAGUGGCUGACAGGGAUGCUCUCCACAGGAGGAGGAAGAGCACAGGCUACAAGUGCAGCAGCUGCACCCCGUGAAGACUUCCCUGCAGACGAGCGGCCAGAAGGCAUCUGUCAUGAGGGGCAUGGGAGUAUGGCAGCCCCAUCCCAGGGCGCUCUGCCACAGGGAGCUGACGAUUCUGCAUGAGGAUGCCCCAUUCACGGCUGCGACAGAGUGUGGUCGGCCUGCUUGGGGCAGAUGUGUCCACAGCCUCUCUGCCAUCUUCUCAUGAAGCCUACAGUUACAUGUGGGUGACAGUGUGUUGUACCUGUAAAUGCAAAUACAAAUGAAUUCUCUUCAUUUCCAAA